Messenger RNA from Penicilliopsis zonata CBS 506.65, 382 nucleotides. RefSeq lists its product as hypothetical. The coding region runs from base 79 to 276 and encodes 65 amino acids. The transcript has a single exon. The record is from RefSeq and is a predicted model, not a curated record. NCBI's taxonomy places the organism in Eukaryota, Fungi, Ascomycota, Eurotiomycetes, Eurotiales, Aspergillaceae.
UAGCCUAGACAUUGAAGUCGAAACAAAGAACUUACCUUCCCUAUCUUUGUCUAUGCCAGGCACUUGUGAGGAUCAAACAUGGGUAUCCCUGCUUGGGUGUCUGAUGAAGAGCUUGAAACAAAGGAAUCACAGCCCUCAUCCUUGUCUAGCAGGCAGAUAUGUGGAGAGAACAAAGAGAUCCAUUGGAUCUCCCCGCACUUUUCAAAGCAGCUUUGUCAAGGAUCCCCCGAUAUCGAAGCACGUUAUCGAGCCAUUGAGGUUAUCUCUCGAGCCUAGGUGGGCCACUACUCAUACGGUAAUUGCCGAUUGGAGAUCAAUGCUAUGGCUGCAGUUGGCAUAUGGCAUAAGAAGCAGGUGGCUGAUUGAGGCAUCGAUUCUUCCU